GUGUGUGAGUGUGUGUGUGUGUGUGUGUGUUUUCCUUUGCAGUAAUGCGGCGGCCCCGGUGAAAUGCGCCUGAAAUAGAGCGAGGAGGAGCGGGAGGACAGAUCCAUACCAAAGGCAGGCAGAAGAAGCAAGGAGGACGGUAUAUUCAAAACUGGCAGUUGGAACACAUUCGGAGAUAAUUUCCUGGGAAUAAUAUACAGUUCAUAAUUAAGCUAACAGAAGAUCUUGGCUUCACAUAUUUUUUCUUCCUCUGGUUCUGGUGUCGUCCAGAGUACCCAGCCCAGAGGACAGCUUUGCUCUUGGGGAGCACUUAACUGGCAGAAAUGCUACCAAGGGAAGGGAUCCUACUGCACUUAAGAUUGCUGCUCAUCUUGACUCUAAGUCACCAAGUUACAUCCAUUGAAGUCCCUCUCGAUCCAAACCUUCAGAAUCAGUUGAACCAGCCUCCAACCAUCACCAAGCAGUCUCCAAAGGAUUACAUUGUAGAUCCACGGGAUAACGUAAUGAUCGUUUGUGAAGGAAAAGGGAACCCAACACCUGUAUUCUCAUGGACUCGCAAUGGAAAGUAUUUCAAUGUUGCCAAAGAUUCCAGAGUGUCUAUGAGAUCGCGGUCGGGAACUCUGGUCAUGGACUUCCGAUACAGUGGCCGGGCAGAGGACUACGAGGGCGAGUAUCAGUGCUCAGCCAGAAAUGACCACGGCACAGCGCUCUCCAACAAAAUACACCUCCAGGUUUCCAAAGCUCCCCUGUGGCGGAGAGGGAACGUGGAGCCAUUUGUAGUUCAGGAAGGAGCAUCCGUGUAUCUGCCCUGCCAACCGCCCGCAGGUCUCCCACCUCCUGUCAUCUUCUGGAUGAACAGCAAUAUGGAUCUGAUCCCUCAGGAUACACGGGUCUCUCAGGCUCUGAAUGGUGAUCUCUACUUCUCUAACGUGAAGCGCAGUGAUGCACACUUUGAUUACAUCUGCAAUGCCCGAUUUCCCUUCACUCAGACCAUCCAGCAGAAAAACCCCAUCACCAUCAAAGUACUGACCACUCACCCUGUCACUGAACAGAUUCCAAAGUUCAUGGUGCCAGAAGGGACAUCGAGCAGCAGAAUCAUUCUACGAGAAGAGGACCUAUUACUGGAAUGUAUUGCAUCGGGAGUGCCCACGCCAGAUAUCGUUUGGUACAAGAAAGGUGGUGAAUUGCCGUGGCCAAAAGUGCGAAUGGAAAACUUCAACAAGACGCUAAGGAUCAUGAAUGUUUCAGAGGAGAACUCGGGCGAGUAUUUCUGCCUGGCAUCCAAUAAGAUGGGGAGCAUUAGGCACACCAUCACAGUGAGAGUAAAAGCUGCUCCUUACUGGCUGAAUGAACCCCAGAACUUGGUGCUAGCUCCUGGGGAGUAUGGCAGACUUCUGUGCCGAGCCAACGGGAACCCCAAGCCCAAUAUCCAGUGGCUGGUGAAUGGUGAACCCAUAGAAAAGGUUCGUCAGAAUGUGAAUCGAGACGUCUCUGGGGACACGAUCAUCUUCCGAGAGGCACAGAUUGGAACCAGUGCCGUAUACCAGUGCAAUGCUUCCAAUGAGCAUGGAUACCUGCUGGCCAAUGCAUUUGUCAGCGUGUUAGAUGUAAAACCCCGGAUCCUUUCCAAACGAAACCAGGUCAUCAAGGUGAUUGAAAAUAACCGGACGCAGCUCGAGUGCAGGUUCUUUGGCUCUCCAAUCCCCGUCCUGCGAUGGUUUAAGGAUGGACAGGGCAAUAAUCUUUAUGGUGGGAACUACAUCAUCCACGACAAUGGCACUUUACAGUUGCGUCGGGCUCGGAAGUCAGAUGAGGGAACCUACACUUGCAUAGCAACCAACGUAUUGGGAAAGGCAGAGAACAGGCUGCGGCUGGAAGUCAAAGAACCAACAAGGAUUAUAAAGGCCCCAGAAUCCACCAUAGUUAAGAGAUCACAUGCUGCCAGAUUUGACUGUAAAGUGAGGCACGAUCCAACAUUGCGACUGAAGGUAACCUGGCUGAAAGAUGACAAAGUUCUCUCCUUACCAUGGAGGGCAAAGGAAGAUGAGGAUUCUUUAACAAUCAUCAAUGUGUCAGAGCGAGAUGAAGGAACCUACACCUGUGUUGCCCGCACAGACCUGGACAGCGACUCAGCCAAGGCACGUCUCACUGUUCUAGUUGUUCCUUCCACCCAAAUUACCCCGCUUGCUGCUGUACUAAAAGACCGUCCUGCACCUCCUCGAGAUCUGGAACUAACGGACCCAGAAGACCGUAGCAUAAGAUUGACCUGGAUUCCCGGUGAUGACAACAACAGCCCAAUCACAGAAUUCAUUGUGCAGUAUGAAGAAAAUAGGUAUGAGCCCUGGAAGUGGCAUAAUCUAACCAGAAUCCCAGGCAAUAUCAACUCUGCAGUGCUGCAGCUUGCACCAUACAUGAACUAUCAGUUCCGGGUGAUCGCUGUGAAUGAAGUUGGUGAAGGUGCCCCCAGCGUGCCCUCCGAGCGUUACCAGACGACUGGAGCAGCUCCUGAGAUGAAUCCCGUUGAUGUGAGAGGAGCAGGAAUAACGGAAUCCAGCAUGGAGAUCAGGUGGACGCCUCUGAGUGGCACCCAGGUCAGUGGUCCCAAUAUCAGAUAUGUAGUCAGCUGGAGACAACGGGGCGUGCGUGGAGAGUGGUCAACGGUCACAGUGACCAGGCCCAGUUACAUUGUCUCUCCGACACCCCUCUUUACACCCUAUGAGAUUAAAGUCCAGGCGGUGAAUGAUUUUGGGCCAGGUCCGGAGCCAAACAUCAUAAUCGGGUACUCAGGCGAAGAAUAUCCUAAUGCAACACCAACUAGCAUCUCUGGAAGGAAUAUUAACAGCACUGCCAUCCUACUGCAAUGGAGGGGGCUGCCUCAAGAAAAUAUCCGAGGAUACCUGAUAGGCUACAGGAUUCAGUACUGGAACGAGGGAAGUCUGCUGAAGUCCACCCGAUACCGGUCCCGCGUGGAGGUUAUGGAGUCCACUGGGCAGCGCCCGCGUGCCAUUGUCUCGGGACUGCAGCCGUACAGUAUGUACAAGAUGCAAGUGGCAGCAGUCAACGGCAGAGGCGCUAGUCCUUGGAGUGAAGUGUUUGCGAUUAACACCACUGAAGGAGUGCCUGGGAAGCCGGCUUCCCUUCGGAUCCGGCAACCGGAUUUGGAAACGAUCACGUUGCAAUGGACUCCCCCAAGGGAUCCAAAUGGGAUUAUCACCGGCUACACGAUAAACUACCACCCACUAACUGGUUCCCGGGCACGGCGCAAUUCCACAAUUCCCAGACUUCCGCCCGACGUGACUAGUUACAAGCUGGAGCGGGCUGAUGCGAAUACCAGGUACAGGUUUUACGUCUUCGCUCAGACCAGUCAAGGUAACGGAGAAGCAAUCAUGUUGGACUCGCCCCUCUUUGAAAAUGAAGUCACCCCUACCGCUGAGAUUGCAAUAACAGAAGGAGUCAUCUCAGGAUUUAUUCCCAUGCCAACCAUCUCAGCUGAAACCAGCAUAACAACCGAAGCCACUACCACCACUACCACCACCACCAGCGUCGCGCCCCCGACCACCACCAUCACCGAAUUCGUUCCACCAGCCAUCACAGGCACUCGCAUAUAUGUGGAAGCUCCUGGUAGAAUUUGGAACCUCACUACAUCAGCAGGCAAUGACUUGGUCAAUAUCACGUGGAAUCAUGAUUUCUCGAGCGAAAUGGCCGAGUUUAUGGUUGAAUACAUUCACAGUAAUGGCACGGCGAAACAGCAGCAGGUGAAGGUCGGUCAGAACUCUACCCAGAUCCUGGGCUUAACGCCCGGCAUCCUGUACAAAGUGCGAGUAUACUCCGCCCUGUUCCCGUUCGUCACCAGCAACACCACCACCUUUGAGACCAGCCCAGCCUACACCAACAACCAUGUUUCCAUUGCCACUCAAGGCUGGUUCAUCGGCCUGAUGUGUGCGGUGGCUCUCCUGGUCCUCAUCCUACUGAUCGUGUGCUUCAUUAAGAGGAGCAAAGGAGGCAAGUACCCAGUUAAAACCACGGAAGAGAAUCGGCCUUCACAGGAUGACAAUGGAUACCUACCCAGGCUGGACAAAAGGUCUCUAGAAAGUGACAACGAAGACAGCAAAAAACCUCAGGGCAGCCAGUCUUCAGUGGAUGGGACGGUGAAGCAAGAGGAAAGCGAUGACAGCAUCGUCAUUUAUGGUGAUGGUGACGAAAAUUCCCGCUUUGGUGAGGACGGCUCCUUCAUCGGCCAGUAUACGGUCAAAAAAGACAAAGAGGAGACAGAGGGCAAUGACAGCUCAGAGGCCACGUCUCCAGUUAACCCGGCCUACUCCUUGGCACAGAUGUGAAGGGAAGAAAAGACACCAGAGCAUAUGGGCACAGGUGCUACCAAGGCAGUAAAUACAUUUGAUUUACCUACCAAUAUUCGUACACCAUGGAAAAACAAAAAUUUGAUUAUCCAAAUUUGAAAGGCCGAGCAGUGAAGAAGACAAGAUAACACCUGAAGAAAAGGAGGGAAUGAAAGGAUGCAGUGUGGAAAUUAGAGCGGUUUACUGGGCUUUGGAAAAAUGUAGCCACCGUUUAUUGCGACUGUAUUCAAUAAUCAUGCCCGCAAGAGUAAGAAAUGCUGAUUUUUCUCCCCAUUCACUUUAGAUUGCAAGUAACACCACAUUGGGGUAAUGUGUAACACUGUCUAUAGAUGUCGCUAGCUAGCACCUUGUCAUUCUCCAGUUAUACACUCUGGCUAUGUGUGUUAGAUGCCAGCUGACCACAGCUCUACAUCAGAAGAAAGCUCUGGGAGGAUUUUUAUCAUUAUGCUGUUUUUGACAAAAAGCGUACUCUGGGAUAUGACAACUGAAAUGAUAUAAGGGGAGAUGGUUGUGUUCACUGGUUCCCCUCACUACCCUGUCUUGUUUUGGACUAUACACUCCUUCAAAACCAAAGGUUAGGCCAAGCUGAUGUUAAGGGAGUGAUGUUUAUUAAGAGCAACUGGACUUGUAAAACCUCUUGCAUGCAUGGAAUUACUUAAGUAUGGUGCACAGAAACAAAUUCAUCAGGCGUAAUUUUUCAGGUCAAGCCUUAGGGAGAAAAGUUCCAUCUCACACUUUGGCAUUGUUAGUUGGCAGCAUUAUCAUUGAAGGAUCAGUUCCACCCCUUGUUUCCAUCCCCAGAAUCAGCAGAGCAGAAUGCCCUGGUCUCACCCAAGAGAGCCCUUUGCUGAAUCUGUUUCUCGCAAAGGGAAACUAGGCAGUCGCCAUCAUUCCACAGAUAAUUUUGCUUCAAAGGGUUUGAGAUACAAAUGAGCAGACUUCCGCUGAAAUUUCUCACACUCUUCUCAGCUGGCUUCCUGUAAAAGUUCAGGCGCCCUUAGUCAUUUGCAGAUAUAUUCAAAAUGGUGGGGCUCCAACUCCCAGCCACUUGUGAGAUAAACCAUAGCUCCCAUCUAGAAGUAAGUUUCAUCAUUUCCAAUCCCAGUGGUGACAUAUCUCCAUCCUUCAGCAAUUUUAAUUCUUGACCUCGGAUUGCACAUCCUUCAGUUAAAAAUUCUUGAUAUUUCCUCUGCUCAGAUUCAUUUUGUCAAGUUAACAACAUCUUUGCUCCUUGUUCCUUGCAGAUAAACACAUCAACUACUGUAACUUAUGUUCUGUAUUGAUUUUUGUCCAGCUUAGUGGAACAGACAAGAAGAGUAGGCAGCCAUUUAAUGAUCCAUAUCUAACAUCCCAAGACCAAUGAGGCACUAAAAAUAUCAAGACAUGUGCUGUCUUAAUCUACAGCUUGUGACCUUACACUGAACCACACUUAACAUGGCACCAUUCUGAGAAUUAUUAUUCUAGUGCCAAUAUCAAUCAGAUGUUUGGAAGUCAAGAUUCAAUUUCCUAUUCAUAGAAGCAACAAUAUUUAUGACGUCCAGGAAGAUUUUUAUAUUUAACAGUUCAGAUUGCUUCCCUAAAAUUAGAAUCUCUGUGCCAAAUUCUCUGUGCUGUGAUGUUAUUCUUAAAGUAGAGCUUUUCAGCUCCAAAUUGUUCAUUUUAAUCAGUUCCUUGACACUCUGGUUAAGAGCUCACAGGGUCUAUCUACUUAGUUCAGACCCUCGAACACUUUGCUGCCCUUCUUAAUUAUGCUGCUUUCCACCUUCUUCAAUUCCUUCUGGGGUGGGGGGCAAUGGGAUAGCAGUGGCAAAGACGAAGAGGGGCACAGGUAACCAAAGUUGUAGAGUCAUAGAAAGUACAGCACAGAUACAGGCCCUUUGGCCCAUCUAGUUUAAGCUGAACCAUUAUGCUGCCUUAUCCCAUUGACCUGCACCUGAACCAUAGCCCUCCAUACCCCUCUCAUCCAUGCUCUUCCUCUGGCAGCUCAUUCCACACUCUCAUCACCCUCUGAGUGAAGAAGAUCCCCCUCAUAUUCCCCUAGUGUGUGCGCUCGUGCUUCCCAAUUGUUGUUGACUCAGCGCCAAUGGAAUUGAAUAGAUAGGCAUUCAGAGAUAAGCACUAUAAUAGUCACCUGGCCACCAGAUUCAACAGGAAGGCAGGUAGAGAAGGUUAUUAGACCUUCAAUGACUGCUUAAGCAGUUAAAACAAUGCUAAUCUGCAAACAUGUAUCCACUUCCGCCCUCCACAAUUCCUUCAUAGUUUUGGUUAAUAAAAAAGACAUCAAUCUGACAUUUAAAAUUAACAUUGAUGAUGGUUUCAAACUUCUAUCACUGUUGAUCCUCCAGCUCUCCAUCCAGCAGCUGGGAUAGACAGGAAUAUCAACAUGUUCCAACCAGAAAAUUAGGUCUUUCUUUUUUAAUCAGAAUCAGCUUUAUUAUCACUGACAUGUUGUGGAAUUUUUUGUUUUGCAACAGUGGUACAAUGUAAUAUCUAAAACAUAAUUACUAUGUGCCACAAUAGGAACUAUUAAGAACAAAUAAGUAGUGCAAAAUUAUCUGCUUUGAUAAAAAAUGCAUAUAUUGGAAAGAGGAAAAAUCAAAGUCCUUGAUCUAACCAUUCACCCUUUGUUAUUUAUUUUAACCUGUAACGUAGUGAUGUAUAUGUGGUGUCACUUCGAGGCAAGCACAUUUCUAUUAGCAAGUUUCACUGUGUAUAGGUUAUUACAGUAUGUGUUUAUUGCGUACAACAGAUAGUGAAUUUUCGGCUCCUUAAUCCUUAAAACUCAUUUUGUUUGCAUAAAGCAAAUUCCUUCUACUUUCCUAAUUGAAAUUGCUAAAGAGUUCCAUGUCCCAUACAAUUAUAUGACAUAGAAAGUGGAUGCUAGCUAUCAACCACCCAUCUUUGCAUGAAUCCCAUCUGGUUCUCCCCGUAUUCCCAUCAAUUCCCACUCACCAACAUACAUCUUUGGGAUGUGGGAGGAAACUGGAGCUCCCAGGGUCACAGGAAGUGUGUGCAAACUCCACACAGACAGCACCAGAGGUCAGGAAUGAAGGCAGGUCACAACAGCUCUACCUGCUGCACCAGAGUGGUUUUUCAUCCAGCUCUUUACAUCCUUUCCACUGCUCAGAAAACUCUGUUCCUUUGUUUCCUCUAGACCUGAAUCGUCCAAUAUCUCAUGAUCACUCAGCCUCAUUUUAUUUUCUCUAUACUUAUUAUCCAAAGUUCGCCCACCUGUGUGGCUAACUCAGAUCGCUAGCGAUUAUUGCAAUGCUAUUGUAUCUUGGGGCAUUGGAGUUCAGAGUUCAACCCUGAUCAAGUCAAGUCAUUUUUAUUGUCAUUUCAACCGUAACUGCUGGUACAGUACACAGUAAAAAUGAGACAAUGAUUUUCAGGACCAUGGUGCUACAUGAAACAAUACAAAAAUUACACUGAACUACGUAAAAACAGCACAGAAAAAAACUACACUAGACUACAGACCUACCCGGGACUGCAUAAAGUGCACAAAACAGUGCAGGCAUUACAAUAAAUAAUAAACAAGACAAUAGGCACAGUAGAGGGCAGUAAGUUGGUAUCAGUUCAGACUCUGGAUAUUGAGGAGUCUGAUGUUUUCUGUAUGGAGUUUGUACAUCCUCUCUGUGGAAUGCAUGGGUUUUCACCAGGUGCUCUGGAUUCCUCACACAGUCCAAAGACAUACAAGUUAGUAGGUUGAUUAUUAAUCAUAAAUUAUCCCAUAAUUACCUUAGGGAUAAAACCAGUGGGCUUCUGGCAGUGUGGUUCAAAGGGCCUAUUCCGCACUGUAUCUCUAAAUUAAUAAAGUCGGAUAUUUUCCCUGAGGUCAAAGGCCUAUUAUGUGCUCCGGGUUAAGAUCUAAUUUUCACUCUUAUCAAUCCUUCCAGUACAUAGAGAAGCAGGAGGAGACCAUUCAUCACCUCCUCCCCCCAUCUGCUUCAUCAGAGAGUAAGAUUGUGGUAAAUCUUUUGCAUGUCCCCCCCCCCCCAGCCUCCGUAAUCCCUUCCAGACCAACAACUCUCCAAGAUACCUGUGCUUUCUCCAUUGUUGCUUUUUGAUCCUUACAGUUCUGAUUAGACAGCCAUCCCUUCAAACAAGAAAAUAGAAGCAAGUGUGGGCAACCUGGCCUUCCAGUCCUGCUCUGAUAAUCAAUGUGACCACUGAAUUCCCUCAGCCCUCAACUCCUGCACCAAUUUCCCAUCGUCCUUAAUUCCCCAUUCUUUCAAAAACUUAGCUGGUAUUAAUGCUGAGACCUUUGGAGUUCCUUCACGGUUUCUCCUCCUCUCUACCCUACUUUAAAGGAAUUCUGAAGCCAGUUCUUAAAACCUACCUCCUUGACUGAACAUUCACCUAUGUGUUGGCCUGACAACACUUCUACAAGGCGCAUUAGGAUGUUUCACUGCGUUAAGAGUAUGACAUAUAUACGAGGUGUUAUGCUGACGCUCAGUAUUGUCAGGAGCCAACUUCAAAGAAUUUUCACUGCCUUUGCUGAAACUUAAUAGUAAGCUUAGUCGACUAAAAUGUUUACAGUAACCAUGGUGAAAUAACAAGCACUGUGUUGCAAUCCAUACCUGACCCCCACCCUAUCCCCAACCUUGCUCCGUUCCACUUACCAGCUCUUCUCAGGCCAUGUCAAUAACUCUUUGUUGGGGCAGGGUCAGAAGAAGUAAGCUGCCUGCAAACGUCGGUCAGAUUGACAUUGCAGACGCAGCGAAGUUGCAAGGAGAUACCAGGGGUAGCUGUGAGCUGUAGCCCAUUUCACACAUAUAUCCUGCCUGUCCUAUGCACGAGAGAGGUCUACAUUUUACACAAAGAGUGAUUGUCAUUAUGUGCCAUUACAGGAACUGGAGCAAAUCAGUACUUUUCUCACCAGCACAGCCAGCCAUCUUCCCUGGUAUAAAUUCCCACUUCCUCUUUAUGAGGAAGAACUGCACACAUGGAGCAGUACAUUGUGCAUGGAUGGUGCCUUGUUUUAAUGUACCUUGCCACUUGGUUUAAACCCAUAAACAGUCACAUCUUAAUUAAUGAGUGUCCAGUUUGUUCUUCUCUUCAUCACUUUUAUUCUUGUCUUCUGCUCUGCUACAUGUCAGUGGAAUCAUAAUGCUUUCUCCCCGAAUGUCCAUUUUAACAGUGGCCUUGAGGGAAAAGAAAACAGCCCAUCACAUAUCUAUUGCACCAACGUACUUGUGUGUAUCAGUUAAUCAUUUGCAACUUCUUCAUCUAUAGAAAUAUUUAUAUAUUCAAGCACGUAUAUUUUGAAUUUUAAUGUUUUACUUGUUGGCAAAGCCCACGGCUCAUUUGUUUAUUCUGACGAGCCCUAUUUA
Messenger RNA from Hypanus sabinus (Atlantic stingray), 9691 nucleotides. Its product is annotated as neurofascin-like. Gene Ontology annotation, molecular function: cell-cell adhesion mediator activity. The record is from RefSeq and is a predicted model, not a curated record. Gene Ontology annotation, biological process: brain development; cell-cell adhesion. The coding region runs from base 324 to 4337 and encodes 1337 amino acids. Lineage: Eukaryota; Metazoa; Chordata; Chondrichthyes; Myliobatiformes; Dasyatidae. The transcript is spliced from 34 exons.